Messenger RNA from Adineta ricciae, 1077 nucleotides. The record is from the annotation of a GenBank genome assembly. NCBI's taxonomy places the organism in Eukaryota, Metazoa, Rotifera, Eurotatoria, Adinetida, Adinetidae.
AUGGUUCAUUUUUCUCAAUCACUCUUACCCGAUGCUCCUCUAGCAACAUCAUUACCAACAACGUUUACUUUUCAUCAAAAUAAUCAACAUGAUGAACAUUCGGUUUUACAACAACAGCAGAUGCUUGCAGCACCAUCUCAGCCUCCAUUGAAUUCGAAUCAACAUCAACGAUCAUCUUCAAACGAUGAUGGAAGCUCGAGCCAACCAACACAUAGCAAUGAUUAUGAAACUCGUUUAAGAUGUCCAAAUUGUGAAACAUGGGUGGUCAAUCUAAGCGAUCAUUUACGUAAAACUCAUCGUAUUGCUUCGCCAGUUGAUCGUAAACCAUUGUUACGUAUGGCACGCCUUGAAAAGCGUCGAAUGACUGAAUCUGCAAAUCAUUCUUCGUCUUCAACAACAACUACGACUAUUUUGAAAGCACAACAAUCGACAUUAGUAGUGAACGGAUUACCAACGUCUCACACAAACGCAAAUGAAAUUGAAAACUUACUUUUUAAACAUGAACACGACCAGAAUACUUUAGCAAAUCAUCAAUUUUCUGUAACUAUACCAGAAAACAUCUUACUAAAUCAACAAUUAACCAAUUCGAUUGCACAUUACACAUCAUCGAUAAAGCGACAGCGAGAUUCAGACGAUCAUCUAGAGCACACAACAAAUGAACCGUUAUCCAUAAACAAAAAGUCUCGUGUGGGGUUACUUGAUGGAAAUAAAUUGGCAAAUUCAACCCCAUCGAACAAACCUAGUAAGAAGAAUCGAAAUAAACAACAACAACAACAACAGUCGCAAUCGCAGAUUCUCCAACAAUCGCAAACGAUUAUCAAAACAGCAGCAUCCGGGAUAUUUCCCCAACAGCCACAACAAUUGCAGCAUACUGUUACUUUACAAAGUCUAGAAGAUAAUUCUGAUGAUCUUUCAAAAGUCUUACAAAUGAUGGGCAAUGAAAUGAAUUUUCUUAAUCAACAUUUACAAACAACAUCUAUUUUAUUACAGAAGCAACUCGACUUAGCACGUGAUAGUUUACAUGCGUGUUCCGUUCAAUUUGCUCAUUUAAAGAGAAUGAUUCAACCACAAAUAUGA